Molecule: messenger RNA, 1632 nt
Organism: Radiomyces spectabilis
Lineage: Eukaryota; Fungi; Mucoromycota; Mucoromycetes; Mucorales; Radiomycetaceae
Product: GPI transamidase component PIG-T
Exons: 12
Coding region: 1-1632 (543 amino acids)
Biological process (GO): attachment of GPI anchor to protein
Cellular component (GO): GPI-anchor transamidase complex
Source: RefSeq, a predicted model, not a curated record
AUGAGGCAGUAUACCGUACGGUGUGUCUUGCUACUCUCGGUGUGCGUUUUCUGCCCCAUACUCUUCUGUGAUGCACUAGUUACUCACCGAGUAUCAGACAACUUUGAGGAAGAUUUGACCCUCACCCCGCUUUCAGAUGGCAAGUUACUGGCCCACUUUGAAUUCACCACUGACUUUGAAGCACACGUUCAACCCGGCACACCAAUAUCGGAUUAUGGGCUGUUCCCGAAAGCGAUUGGCCAAGUGUUACAAGAAUACGACGUUCGAGAGAUGCACUUGACGUUUACACAAGGCCGUUGGAACUAUGGAGAAUGGGGCUACUGUCCAUCACAAUCGGCUGGUACCGGUGUGGAGUUGUGGGCGUGGAUGAAGAAUUCGGCCAAUGUGGAUGCCCAUUGGAAGUCAUUCACCAACGUGCUUUCCGGAUUGUUCUGUGCUUCUCUCAACUUUAUCGACGAAACUUUAACCACGGAACCUCGUUUGUCUUUCCAACCCGAAGCGAUCCACGACAAUCCAUUCUUGCCCAACACCACAAAUUCGCAACUCCGUUACGGAAGUUUGCCGCAUGAAAACUCGGGUAUUGCCGUCCUGUUGAAUGCACACAAAAUUUAUAAUUCCAACUUCCACUCAAUGGCUAUUCACGCCAAAUCUAGCUGCAUGGAUGAAACCUGCAGUCGCCGUCGAUUGGAGCUGAAACAGACGGUCACCUCGGUGAUGGAUCCUGUACGGGAAACAGAUCGUAGAGAUUGGUCUUUGCAAAGCAUUUUUGACCGGCAGCUGACAUCCGCGUGUCCUGUAGCACGCCAAAGUCGUGCCUUGGUCGCUCUCAAUGACGAGAUUCAUCAGACUGCACAACUGAGCCCAUCACCUCACGCCACUCUUCCUGCAGAUGAAGCCUCCGCUAUAUUUUCAAAGGACAAGAGACCACGGUCUUUGGCGGUGUACGAUUUGAAGAAAGUCACGGGACAUCUCGAUAUCAGUAUGUCCUGGAACGAAGCCAUGUUUCAAUACCCACGUGAAGCCAAAGAUCCCAUGAUCUCUGCUCAACGGUAUUUUACGGGUUACGGACAAGAAAGAGGUGGAUUACGUAUCACCAUUGAAAACCGUAACGAGCAUGAGAGUGUGCCAAUGAUCUAUUACGAUUCGAUUCCCUGGUUUUUAAAGUUUUACCUUCACACUUUGGAAGUGGAUGUGAUUGGUAAUACUACCGACAAGGACGACAUUAUUCAGGAAAUGUACUACCAACCAGCGAUCGAUCGUGGUCGACCAACCAUGCUGGAAUGCAGAUUAUUGAUUCCAGCUAAAUCCAUGGUGACGUUAUCCCUAGAUUUCGACAAAGUAUUUCUGAAGUAUACAGAACAUCGUCCCGAUGCCAAUCGCGGUUUUGAUGUGGGUUCGGCGGUCCUGACAAUGUGGAUGGAAAACAAUACCAAUUCUAGAUCACCAAGAACAAUGCGACUCUAUACCGAUACGCUUCUUGUCAGCUUACCCACGCCGGAUUUCAGCAUGCCAUACAACGUCAUCACUUUGACGUGUACAGUGAUUGCUUUAUUUUUUGGAUCCUUGUUCAACCUGCUCAUUCGGUCAUUUCAAGUGGUGGAACCAGAAGCCAAGACAAAGAAAGAUGACUAA